AGUUUUUAUUCUUUUUAUAAAUAUAAAAAAUGUAACAGUUUUUUGGCAUUCAGGCGGUCUCUCAAUACUCCACCUGCACCAUCAGGUGCAGAAGGAGGAGCUUUGCCCGGGGCAGCAUUCAUGCAAAAACCGCCACUGUUUGUUUUCAAGUUCAUUUCUCCUCCCAAUGCGUUUCGAUCUGCUGCCAUCGUAACUACUACAAAUUAAUGCAGCGUAUUUGAAAGCCACUCCCCCUUUUCUCCCAGCAUCUCCCUCUCCAGAUCAGACCUUCCCAAACGGGAUAUCGGACAUCUACUUCUCGUUUAGCCACCGACGGCUCUGAUUUCCUGUUUUCGAGAGGAGUGACCUCCGAAUUGCACAAUCAUCAAGAUCUCGGAGCAGUGACUCAGUAGCUUCCAGUUCGGUUCGGGUGUGCAGGUGGUCUCCUCCUCCACAGUGAGAGCGGAGCUUUUCGGAGCAUUGCGCUGUGUACCUUUAAAAGGUUGAAUUUUUUUCGGUCUGUGAGCGCUGGAUUGUGUCUCCACUCGGCUUGUCAUACCCUCUCGGCUCAGCUGCGUGUGUGCGCGUGCGCGUGCGCUGUUCUUCCAGCUGUGACAUGGCACAGAGGCUGCGUGUCCUCUCAGCAGCAGCAGCAACAGCAUCCUAAACCAUGGACGCUCUCGGGAACGCAGCCAGCGCGGCUCGGGGAACCAGGACGAGGCUGCUGCUGGUCUGGACCUUACUGAACGCGGUGUCGGGACUGAAGGCGGAGGACGGCGGAAUGGUGGAGGAACUUGUAACUGAGAAGGAGGCAGAGGAAAGUCACCGACAGGACAGCGUCAAUUUGCUGACAUUCAUUUCGCUGCUGACUCUCACCAUUCUCACUAUAUGGCUCUUCAAGCACAGGCGGGUUCGCUUUCUUCACGAGACCGGACUGGCAAUGAUUUACGGCUUGCUGGUCGGUGUGAUCCUGCGUUACGGCAUUCCAGCCACCAGCUACCACAACAAGACCCCCCCGAGCUGCUCGCUGAAGGAAGGACCUUCCAGCACCCUGCUGCUCAAUGUCAGCGGCAAGUUCUUUGAGUACACCCUGAAAGGGGAGAUCAACUUCAGGGAGAUCCAUAACGUGGAGCAGAACGAUAUGCUGCGCAAGGUGACCUUUGACCCUGAGGUUUUCUUCAACAUUUUGCUCCCUCCGAUUAUUUUUCAUGCUGGGUACAGUCUGAAGAAGAGACAUUUCUUCAGAAAUCUUGGCUCCAUCAUCACCUACGCCUUUCUUGGUACUGCAAUUUCAUGCUUUGUUAUUGGGAAUCUGAUGUACGGCGUGGUGAAGCUGAUGAGGGCGGUCGGACAGCUGACUGAUAAGUUCUACUACACCGACUGCCUUUUCUUUGGGGCCGUCAUCUCCGCCACAGACCCAGUGACUGUGUUGGCGAUUUUCAACGAGCUCCACGCAGACGGGGAUCUGUACGCUCUGCUGUUCGGAGAGAGUGUGAUGAAUGAUGCUGUGGCCAUUGUCUUGUCCUCCUCCAUCAUGGCCUACCAGCCUGCUGGUGCCAAUACACACAUGUUUGACGCCUCUGCCUUUUUCAAGUCUGUGGGAAUUUUCCUGGGGAUUUUCAGCGGCUCCUUCGUGAUGGGCGCAGCCACAGGCGUGGUGACGGCCCUCGUCACCAAGUUCACCAAGCUGCACUGCUUCCCUCUGCUGGAGACGGCGCUCUUCUUCCUCAUGUCCUGGAGCACGUUCCUGCUGGCCGAGGCCUGCGGCUUCACCGGUGUUGUGGCCGUGCUGUUCUGUGGCAUCACCCAGGCUCACUACACAUACAACAACCUCUCUGAGGAGUCUACAAAACGCACCAAGCAGCUCUUUGAAGUCCUUCACUUCCUGGCUGAGAAUUUCAUCUUCUCGUACAUGGGCUUGGCUCUGUUCACCUUCCAGAAACACAUUUUCAGUCCCAUCUUUAUCAUAGGAGCUUUUAUAGCCAUAUUUAUCGGCAGAGCUCUCAACAUUUACCCGCUGUCCUUCCUCCUCAACCUCGGUCGAAGGGACAAGAUCAGGGGAAACUUCCAGCACAUGAUGAUGUUUGCAGGUUUACGCGGUGCGAUGGCAUUUGCCUUGGCUAUCCGGGACACUGCCACCUCCGCCCGGCAGAUGAUGUUCACCACCACUCUGCUCAUCGUCUUCUUCACCGUCUGGGUGUUCGGUGGGGGAACCACACCCAUGCUCUCCUGGCUGCAUAUCAGAUAUAGAUAUGGGAAUGGCAAAAGAUUUCAGGACGAGAGCCGCCGCCACGGAAAGUGGGAGUACUCCAGGGUUGGUGUGGAUUCAGAUCAAGACCUGCAGCCGUCUGGCGACAGCUUCCAAGUCCUCCAGGGGGAUGGGAGUCAGGAUGAGGGCCAGAGUAAAACCAAACAGGAGAGUGCCUGGCUAUUCAGACUCUGGUAUACAUUUGAUCACAAUUACCUUAAGCCCAUUUUGACACACAGUGGUCCACCGCUGACCUCCACUCUGCCCAGUUACUGUGGCCCACUGGCAAGCUGCCUUACCAGUCCACGGGCAUAUGAAAACCACGACCAGCUAAGGGAUCCCGACACUGACUUGAUCCACAACGACGCCGACCUGACCUUCACAUUCGGCGACACCGCCGUCACCGCCAACGGGGCGUCCGCCAGCAGGGCGGAUGCCGCCGGGGGGAUGGGCUGGAGCGCGAACGGAAAGAGGAGCGGCAGCACGUCGGAGGAGGCCCUGGAGCGGGAGCUGGACUCCCGCGAGCAGGAGCUGCUGAGCCGAGGCACACGCCUGGUUUUCCCCAUGGAGGACCACAUCUGACCUCCCCGCCGCUCUCCCCGGCCCGACCCUCACCCGCACCAUUUUGCCAUCAGUUCUCUCCACUUUCACAUGGGCAGGGUGCCCGGCGCUUCAGAGAUGAGACGGAUCUGAGAUAUGGGAUCUGACAGGAGGCGAAGGGUUCAUCGUGACCUGUGGCUCCAUCAAAGCCAGGGGAGCAGAGCUCCGGGAGCAUUUCAUCCUCAUUAGAUAAGAAGUUUAUUCCAAAGAAGACACAACGCCCCUGUGGUGUUGAGGGAAUAGAAGAAGAAGAAGAAAAAAAAAAUCUUGCUGCUGCUUCACAGACUGCGUUCUCUGCAGAAGAGGAUUGAAAACGUUUUUGACAGGAAAUGGAAACGAUGUAUGCCCAUGCGAGACUCUCUUCAGGUUCAACACUUUGUUGUUGUGCUGGAGGAGAAAAUGGGUCUCAUGGUGGGAUGGGACCAGUGUGUCUUGACAGUUCAGAAACCACAUAAAAAGACUUUGACUGAAGAGUUCUUUGGUUAAAGUCUACCGGAAGACAUUUACUGCUAAAACCACAGCUUCUGUUUAUCUACUGCUGAGAACGUAAAGGGACGUUGAAGGUGUUUCCUCCUCAGUCGUGAUUUAACACAAGCAUCUAAAUAGCUUUGUUUCUCUUUGGUUGAACUGUUCAUUGAAGGCCUAUUACAUUUACAGGUGGUAUGGGGACAUCGUGUCAUUCAGUUGACCUGGAUCAUCUUCCGUGUUAAAUUGUAUCUCAUGACACAACUUAGAAACCCUGACAUGUUUUAAAUUCCAUUAAGAAA
Gambusia affinis (western mosquitofish) is the source of this 3594-nucleotide messenger RNA. It is a transcript of the gene slc9a7, whose product is annotated as solute carrier family 9 member 7. The coding region runs from base 650 to 2809 and encodes 719 amino acids. Lineage: Eukaryota; Metazoa; Chordata; Actinopteri; Cyprinodontiformes; Poeciliidae. Gene Ontology annotation, cellular component: membrane; recycling endosome. The record is from RefSeq and is a predicted model, not a curated record. Gene Ontology annotation, biological process: regulation of pH; sodium ion transport; proton transmembrane transport. The transcript is spliced from 17 exons. Gene Ontology annotation, molecular function: sodium:proton antiporter activity.